Pararge aegeria (speckled wood butterfly) is the source of this 1960-nucleotide messenger RNA. It is a transcript of the gene SmydA-3, whose product is annotated as SET domain-containing protein SmydA-8. The coding region runs from base 65 to 1546 and encodes 493 amino acids. The record is from RefSeq and is a predicted model, not a curated record. NCBI's taxonomy places the organism in Eukaryota, Metazoa, Arthropoda, Insecta, Lepidoptera, Nymphalidae. The transcript is spliced from 8 exons.
CGUCUGGCGUCUCAUAAAGACACAACGCUUUCUUCCUACGCAAAUAACCGUACAAUUAACGAAAAUGGCUGUAGACGUGUGCCACUAUGAUGUUCUAAGAAAUGAAAAAUACGGCCGUUAUCUUGUCGCGAAUAAGGAUUUGGAAUGCGGCGAAUUAAUUUUCACAGAUACUCCACUGGCUGUGGGACCGAAACCAGAUACUCCACCGCUAUGCUUGGGAUGUUACUGUCCCGUGGAAAAUACAUUGUGCACACGAUGUGGUUGGCCGAUUUGCAGCGCUGAGUGUAAACAGUCUCCGCACCACCUGCCCGAGUGCGAAGUGUUUAGUGUAGCUAAAGUGCGCUUUCAACCGGUAGAAGAUUGGGCUGCCAGUUCCCCUCAACUUGACUGCAUUACUCCUUUGAGAUUGUUCUUAGCAAAAGAGAAGGAUCCAGAAAGAUGGAAAGAGGAAGUAAACGUUAUGGAAACCCACAAUGAGGAACGACAGAAGCGACCUACUUGGGAUGCUGACCAGAACAACAUCGUCAACUAUCUGGUAGACCACUGCAAACUGGGAGACAGAUGCUCCCGAGAGUUGUUAACACAAAUAUGCGGAAUUUUAGAGGUGAAUGCCGUGGAAAUUCCUUCGCGGGGUGGUUUUAGCAUUCGAGCAGUGUACCCACGGCUGGCCAUUGCCGCUCACUGCUGCGUGCCCAAUAUCGUACACACUAUUCUCCAGAAUGAUUACCAGGUGCAAAUAAGAGCAGCAAUUCCCAUCAAGACCGCUGAACUCCUACAUAUAAGCUACACUCACGUGUUAUCUCCUACCAUCGUCCGACGCGAACACAUCCUGGAGUCGAAGUUCUUCAGCUGCGAAUGUGCCCGCUGCGCUGAUCCUACUGAACUCGGGACGCAUCUGAGCACUCUUAAGUGCAGCAAAUGUGACAACGGUGUCAUACUUGCAACCAAUCCUUUAGAUAACGAAGCUUCGUGGAACUGCACCGACAAGAACUGCGGGUUCAAGACAUCAGGAGCCGCGAUGCGAAAGAUGCUGGCUGUUGUGCAGGCCGAGGUGGACCAACUGGACGCCUUGGAACCCGGACCCAGUGCUAUUGAAAUGCGAGAGGCAACUCUCAACAAAUACAAAUCCGUAUUUCAUCCACGACACUACAUACUGCUUUCUAUGAAGCACGCACUGGCACAGCUGUACGGCCGCGUCGAAGGUUACACCUUGGACGAGCUACCAGACCUCGUUUUGGAACGAAAAGAAGAGUUCUGCCGAUUAGUACUGAAGACUCUUGACGUUAUAUCGCCGGGGGAAACUAGAAUGCGAGGUAUGAUGAUAUACGAGCUCCAUGCACCGCUGAUGUACCUAGCAAGAAGCGAGUUCGCAGCCGGGCUCAUAACUCAAGACAAGUUGAAGGAACGUUUGCAAGAGCCGUUACAAUGUUUGUUAGAAGCUGCUCGCAUACUAAGCAGAGAGGACCCCCAGAGCCCUGAAGGCAUUACUGGCAGCAUUGCACUCCAGUCUAUGGAACAACUCAAAUCUAGUCUUGAUUGUUUGUAGUAUUGUUGGCGUCUAUGUAUUCGUCUUAUACAUACCUACUUUAUUGUUAUUACCUAUAUGUUAUAUAAAGUUAACAAGGUUCCACAAGCCGAACCGAAAUCAAAAUUUUAGAACCUGCAUCGUUCAGGCUAACGUUGCUUCAAUUCCAAUUUAACACCUGCGUGUCAAGCGUCAAGUGAAGGCAGGAUGCCUUCGACGCCUAAAUUUUAAUUUCUACAUGUAGAUAAAUCAGUUAGUCCAAAAUUUCAUGAAUAUACAACGUGUAACGGAAUUAAGAAAUACUGGUAAAGGGUGCUAGCUUUUAUCUACAACCCUAUUGUAGAUAAAAGACCGACACGUGCAUAGUACCUACGCUACGCGAAGCGUUUCUCAUAAAGUGACACGAGUUACUUGAUUUUACUUUUGCAUGCGAUU